This is a messenger RNA of [Torrubiella] hemipterigena, 1288 nucleotides long. The record is from the annotation of a GenBank genome assembly. Lineage: Eukaryota; Fungi; Ascomycota; Sordariomycetes; Hypocreales; Clavicipitaceae.
CAACAGCACCCACCACUGCCCUGCACCACCCUCACACACCACGAUAGAGCACCACACAGCACGCGCUAAAGCUAGUCUGGCAUGGGGUAGGCCAGGCCCAAGACAGUCAGCCAGUCCCGUCCCACCGUCCCAAGGUACCUAAACGGAGGGAGGGGGUGGGCGGACUGUUGCGGUGGAAUCCAUGGAGGGGAUCCAACCAACCAACCAAAUCACGUACAGGAAUAAUUAUAUAUACGCAUCGCAUCUCGCCUCCUCUAUUUUCACAACAUCUCAUCCAACCCACUCCAUCAGAUUCCCAUCUCUCCCUUCCUCUCCUCUUUUCUCCAUCCUCCAUCAUGAACCCUAUCCCCAUGGCUAGCGGAUCUGCUACACCACUACUCGCAAAGCGCUUUAGCCCUACCGAGUACGCCGCAUUAUACAUGGACGACACAUCACCCAGAGACACUACGGGAUAUUCACCACCUCCCACCAGUCUCCCAUCCUCUGUCGACCCCUCCAGUCCCCAAACACCAGAAUUCACCAUGAUGACGCCCCAGGAAGAAAAGCCACAGCUGUACUGGGACACCACCUCGCAAACUACGGCGGCGCGCCACCACCAAAUGGAAAUGACAGCGGCCAAGCUCAAGGCCCUUGCGCUGGCUGGCCAAAGACGGGUUAGCGCGCUGGAGCAGGAAAACAAGCACCUCAAGGCCGCGCUGGCAGGCGGCAUCUUUCGCGGCUGCAUGCAGUCCUAUCAGAAGCGAUUUCCGCAGGACCAGCAGCAAGGUCCACCAGACUUUUCACAAAUGGUCUUAUCCGUUACCGUCAUGGUGAAUAAUCAAAGCGUGGACCCUACUAGCGGCAGUGGCAUGGCGCAAGAUUGGCAACAGCAACAGCAGCAGGGGGCCAUGUUAACAGCAAGCCAUUUUAAAACAACAAUGAGCGAGAUUCAGCAAUGCAUGAACCCGACAGACUUGGAAAUGAUUGCUAGCAUGGGAGCUACCACCCAAGAACAGCCGUCGAUACCGCAAGACGGGUAUUUCAGCGACGAUGGGGGCCAGCAACAGCAGCAGGCUACGUUACAGGCUGACUUUCAAUUAUAAUUAAAACAACAGAUUGCAUAGUACGGAUGGGGAGCAGAGUUUAUUAGAUUUUCUUUUUCAUUUGCAGGCAUAUAUACGUUGGUUGGCGUUUUACUUCUUUUUUUCAUAUACAAUAUCAAGAAUAAUUUUAAAACACGCUCUAUUUUCAACAUUUGCUGUGAAUCAAUCACAAGGAGGGGUAGCUAUUGUAGGUAGCUAAGAGCACU